UAAGGGGCGGGGAUAAGGACAAGGUGUGGGGUUAAGCUAUAUUUCUCCCCUCUUUUCUCGACCUCUCCUUCAAUAGUUCUAUCAGCGGGUUUCAUCCACCACCUCCUUUACAAAUUGCACCCGAUUUUGUCUGUCAAUUCAUUGCAGCAACUUUGCAACUUAACUUCUCUGGUAACCUCGUUCCUCUUAAUUACUCUAAUUUGUAUUUGUUUUUUUAUUGGUAAAUUCAUAUAAACCCUAGAUUUCUCUGAAAUUCGCGUUUAAUUUCUUGUAAACCCCUAAUUUCAAUGUAGAUUCUUCUCCCAGUACAUCAAUCAAAACCCGAUUUUUGUCAGAUUUUGUUUAUUAAUUUUUCAUAAAUCCUAAUUUUCAAUUGGAUUACAUUAAUCAUGAGUUUUCCUGUAGAGAUAAUCAUCGACAUUCUCCUAAGAUUGCCUGCAAAGUCUCUUAUACGGUUCAAGAGUGUGUGCAAAUCAUGGUAUGAAUUAAUCAACGGUGUUGAUUUUGUCAAUCGCCAUUUAGAACGAUCGCUUGCCACCCAAACCAAUCUUCACUUCGUUUACAAUGCCCAUGAUACACUUUGUAUGGCCGAUUUUGACAGUUUUAAUAAACCAAUUGAACUCAAUUACCCUUUCCGUGAUAGUGUUAUGGUGGUGGGAUCAUUUAAUGGCUUGCUAUGUCUCCAAAGUAGUAAUCAGCGUCCUCUUGUGAUUUACAACCCAACCACUCAAACCUACAAAAAACUCCCGUUGUUGGGGAAAAGCGCCUCGUUUGAUCACCUUAGAUCAAUGUGGCAUUUUGGGUUCGGUUAUGACAGUAUCGCUCGGGACUAUAAAUGUGUGAGUGUUAUUCAAUGUGGUAAUGGUAAUGGUUACAGAAUGGGUCCUUUUGAGAAUGAAGUCAUGGUUUAUAGCUUGAAAGAUGAUUCAUGGAGAAAGGCUCGUACUCCUAGUGUUCCUUUCAAUUUUGGCUAUCGGAGAAAUGUGUUUGUUAAUGAUUCUAUUCAUUGGGUUGGCGGUGUAAAUGAGAAUGUGGCUAUUGUUGCCUUUGAUUUAAGGGAUGAAACUUUUAGCACUCUGCCAAUUCCUGAUUGCGAUUCUUUGAAUCGUAGGGGAAUGUAUGUGGGAAUACUUGAUGGGUGUUUGUGUCUUUCGAUUAGCUAUAAUGAGCUUCGUGACUCUGACAUAUGGGUAAUGAGAGAGUAUGGGGUAGCUGGAUCCUGGACCAAGUUAUUUUCCAUUGCUAAGCGCAAUGGCCACGAUGCAGUGGAGAGACCUGUUUGUUAUUCCAUCAACUUAAAGGAAUUGUUUGUGCAUAUGAGUUUUAUUUGCGAGGUUGCUUCCAUUAAUUUGGAUACAAUGGAAAUUAGCAUUGUGAAGGGUCCUGAUUUCAACUUUUGCACGAAUGCCCAUGUUUGUGUAGAGAACCUUCUUAUGCUGGAAGAUAGUAAUUGUGAGUGGACAUGAAAAAGAAAAGGGGUCAAGAAAGAAUAGCAAGAGAUGAACUAACAUUUGAUCUUCGAUCAGAGAAUAUCUGAGAAUCUCAGGCUGCAACCUGAUUUUCUCCUCAUUUCAUUGAUAUUACCAACCUGAUGUUCACAGCACUUAUUUUGUUCACUGGCAUUUUGGGUUAGACAGAAUUGGCCCAUUUGCUCUAUUUCAAAAAAAAAGGCAUUUAUAUCAUAUUCUACAGUACGUUGACAAGGCUUUCUCAGAACACUCAUAAAACAAAGGUGAACUAUUUAGAACGGAAAAUGAAGGUAAACUAAGGUGGUUGUAAGGAGGUUGAAUGGGCGAUGUGGUGGUAUUAUGACGAGAAGUGGUAGUGUUAUGAGGAGAAGGAAGGAACGGGGAAACUAUUGCAUCCAAAUGAGGGUAAAAUUCACAUUAGUUUGACUUUUAUUAUCCCUUAAUGUAUUAACCUCGAUCCAAACAUGUUAAUUAUUACCCUCUUUUAUCUUAAAGAGUGGGUUCUGUUUUGUGGUAAUAAAGUACUUUGUUUAUUUUUCGUUUA
Molecule: messenger RNA, 2013 nt
Organism: Spinacia oleracea (spinach)
Lineage: Eukaryota; Viridiplantae; Streptophyta; Magnoliopsida; Caryophyllales; Amaranthaceae
Product: F-box protein CPR1-like
Exons: 1
Coding region: 390-1466 (358 amino acids)
Molecular function (GO): protein binding
Source: RefSeq, a predicted model, not a curated record